ACGGGCGAUGCCGAUUUCUCACACCCGCUCGGCUUCGCGCGCAAGGUCGUUGCAUGACGCCUUCACUCGCAAUCUGAAGUCCGCAAUGCAACGUCGCGGUCUCAGAAGGCCUUCUCCCCGGCUUCCCUCUCUAGGAGGCCCAGCAGACGAGGGGAAGGGGGAGGGACUGAACUGGGCUGGUGGGUGCAACGGUGGUCUCUCGAAGGUGGCCCGCGGGUCUCGUCGGCAGACCCUCCUGUGGACGAUGCUGCGCGUGGUCGCUCUUCGUAGCGCUGGCCGUGCUGGCAUCGUUUGCCGCAAUGGCGGUAUGGCAGCGCAUUGCGACGGUCGCCGGGCUGACGCAGCCGGACAACAUCGAGGCCUCGGGCGUCUGCUCGAUCGAGCUGAGAGGGACGAUAGGCGACGACGGCGUCGACAUGUCUGGCUGGGAGCUCAGCGCACAGCGCUGGAUCCCUCGAGACAUGCGGGACGACGGCUCUACGUACGCCUCCGUGCAGAACAUUAGUGCGUGGCCGCAGGCUGGCGUCUGGUGGGAAGUCGCGCCCCACGCCGACGAGCCGGGCGCCUUCCGGAUCCGGAUCCGGCGGGUGGUGGACGACCUGCUCUCCGGGGCGGGGCUGGGCUGGUACCUCGGCGCGGCGAGGUUCUACGACGCGGGCGGCAACGCGACGACCGCCCCCCUGCCCGGCGCCUCGGUAGCGAGCUCCGCGUGGGUGCUCGAGCCGCUGAGCGAGGCGGGCGCCUACAACAUCCGGUUGAAGACGGGCCCGCCUGGCGUCGAGGAGAUGGCCGGAUGGUUUCUGUCGGCACGGAGGUUUUUCAACAAGGAGCGGCGGAACGCCGAUUCGACCUAUGUGAGCUUGGUGAGGGACGAGGAUGAGUCCACGGCAUGGAUUCUCAAAUGCUCGAGUUGUUGUGUCGGGUUAGGCGCUGGACGCGGUGGCGAUGAGUUUCCAGACUUCUACAAAUGA
Molecule: messenger RNA, 971 nt
Organism: Prorocentrum cordatum
Lineage: Eukaryota; Dinophyceae; Prorocentrales; Prorocentraceae
Source: the annotation of a GenBank genome assembly